Nicotiana attenuata is the source of this 4964-nucleotide messenger RNA. RefSeq names its product pleiotropic drug resistance protein 2. The record is from RefSeq and is a predicted model, not a curated record. The transcript is spliced from 19 exons. The coding region runs from base 322 to 4794 and encodes 1490 amino acids. Gene Ontology annotation, cellular component: membrane. Gene Ontology annotation, molecular function: ATP hydrolysis activity; ATP binding; ABC-type transporter activity. Lineage: Eukaryota; Viridiplantae; Streptophyta; Magnoliopsida; Solanales; Solanaceae.
UUCUUGAUAAUCUUCUACUAUAUAACCUCCAAAUAUUGAUCAUUUCAGUUAUCAACCCUCUAAAAAUCUUGCACCAAGAGUUCAUUCUAUACAACUGUUACAUGCAUGCAAUGUACUGAAUAUUCUUGUUCAUUUUAAUUUUCUUAUGAACAAGAACAACUCUCCAAAAUCUUAAUCAUUUCUUCAGUGAACCUCAGAAUCUUGAUCAUUCUUUAGCAACUAUUCAAAAGUUUUGAUCUUUUCUACUAAUCUUAUACAUAAAUUAUCUGUUCUUGAUGUGUUACAAUUAGUAUUUAUAACAGUGUGGAAAAGAGAGAAAAAAUGGAGGACUCGUUUUUGGGGGAUGAGUUAACAAGAUUGAGGUGUAAUAGUAGGAUGAGUAGUUGGAGGUCAUCUCAGAGUAUUAGGGAAGUGUUUGGAGGGCCAAGGGAUGUUUUCAUGAAGAAUUACAGUACGCGGUGGAGGGAGAUGGCGGAGGAGGAGGAGAAGGAGCUGAAAUGGGCGGCGAUAGAUAGGUUGCCAACGUAUGAUAGACUGAGAAAAGGGAUGAUGAAGGAGGUGAUGAACAAUGGGAGGGUGGUUCAUAAUGAAGUUGACAUGACUAAGCUUGGUAAUCAAGAAAAAAAGGUUCUAAUGGAGAGUAUUCUUAAGGUUGUAGAAGAUGAUAAUGAGCAAUUCCUUAGAAGACUCAGACAUAGGACUGAUAGGGUAGGGAUAGAAAUCCCAAAAAUUGAAGUGAGAUUUCAGAACUUAAGUGUACAAGGAGAUACAUAUGUUGGGACAAGAGCACUUCCUACUCUGCUAAAUUCCACCUUGAAUACCAUAGAGGCUGUUCUUGGAUUGAUUCAUCUCUCUCCAUCCAAGAAAAGGGUUGUUAAAAUCCUUGAAGAUGUGAGUGGAAUUAUAAGGCCAUCAAGGAUGACAUUACUCCUAGGGCCUCCUGGUUCAGGAAAAACAACUUUUUUAAAAGCACUUGCUGGAAAAAGUGAAAAAGAUUUGAGGGUGACUGGAAAAAUUACAUAUUGUGGGCAUGAGUUUCAUGAAUUUGUUCCACAAAGAACAAGUGCUUAUAUUAGCCAGCAUGAUCUGCACCACGGAGAGAUGACAGUUCGCGAAACAUUGGAUUUUGCUGGUAGAUGCUUGGGUGUUGGAACCAGAUACGAUUUAUUGGUAGAGUUGUCUAGAAGAGAAAAAGAAGCCGGUAUAAUGCCAGAUCCUCAAAUUGAUGCAUUUAUGAAGGCAACAGCAAUAGAUGGCCAAGAGACCAGUUUAAUUACAGAUUAUGUACUCAAGAUUCUCGGAUUAGAUAUUUGUGCUGAUAUCAUGGUUGGAGAUGAUAUGAGAAGAGGCAUUUCAGGUGGACAAAAGAAGCGCGUCACUACUGGGGAAAUGUUGGUUGGACCAGCAAAAGCAUUUUUUAUGGAUGAAAUAUCAAAAGGGCUGGACAGUUCCACCACUUACCAGAUCAUCAAGUUUAUGCGGCAAAUGGUUCACAUUAAUGAUAUAACUAUGGUUAUCUCCCUCUUACAGCCUGCACCCGAGACGUUUGAUCUAUUUGAUGAUGUUAUUCUCCUAUCGGAUAGUCAAAUUGUCUGCCAGGGUCCGAGGGAAAACAUUCUUGAAUUCUUUGAAUACAUGGGAUUUAGAUGUCCAGAAAGGAAAGGAAUAGCAGAUUUUCUUGUGGAAGUUACUUCCAAGAAGGACCAAGAACAGUAUUGGUUUAGGAAAAGCAGGCCUUAUGUAUACAUAUCUGUUCCUGAGUUUUCCGAGUCCUUCAAUUCUUUUCAGAUUGGUGAACAAAUUAUUGAGGAACUUACAAUUCCAUAUGAUAAGCACAGCGUUCAUCGUGCAGCAUUAGUGAAAAAUAAAUACGGUAUCUCCAACCAGGAACUAUUCAAGGCAUGCUUCUCAAGGGAAUGGCUGCUGAUGAAACGCAGUUCCUUCUUGUACAUAUUUAAAACUACUCAAAUCACAAUUAUGGCAGCCAUUGCAUUGACAGUGUUCUUAAGAACACAAAUGAAAGCUGGCACUGUAAAAGAUUCUGCUAAGUUCUGGGGAGCACUGUUUUUCAGUCUCAUCAAUGUGAUGUUCAAUGGGAUGCAAGAGCUUGCGAUGACAGUUUUUAGGCUACCUGUAUUUUUCAAGCAGAGAGAUAGCUUGUUUUAUCCAGCAUGGGCUUUUGCCUUACCAAUUUGGGUGCUAAAAAUUCCCAUUUCAGUAAUGGAAUCUGCUAUAUGGAUCAUUCUUACAUACUAUACCAUUGGCUUUGCCCCUGCAGCCAGCAGGUUUUUCAAGCAGUUAUUGGCAUUUGUUGGUGUCCAUCAGAUGGCUCUUUCUUUGUUCCGAUUUAUUGCAGCAGCAGGAAGAACACAAGUAGUUGCAAACACACUUGGAACCUUCACUUUGCUUAUGGUGUUUGUACUUGGAGGCUUCAUUGUAUCAAAAGAUGAUAUUCAAGAUUGGAUGAUUUGGGGCUACUAUUUGUCUCCUAUGAUGUAUGGACAGAAUGCAAUUGCCAUAAAUGAGUUUCUAGAUGAUCGAUGGAGUGCUCCCACAAAUGGUUCUCAACCAACAGUAGGAAAGACACUUCUUCAUGCAAGAGGCUUAUUUACCACAGAAACCUGGUAUUGGAUAAGCAUUGGAGCACUUUUUGGAUUUUCACUUCUCUUCAAUGUUCUCUUCAUUGCAGCUUUGACAAUUUUAAAUCCUAUCGGGGAUACUAAAGCUGUCAGAGUUGAGGAUGGAGACAAAAACAAUAGCAGGCCACAAGAAACAGCAAUAGUUGGAGAUAUUCAGAUGGCUCCAACACGGUCUCAAGCUAACACCAGCUCUGUUAUUCCUUUCCCCAAUAAUGAAUCAAGAAAAGGAAUGAUCUUGCCGUUCCAGCCCCUUUCACUAGCAUUCAACCAUGUGAAUUACUAUGUUGAUAUGCCUGCCGAAAUGAAGACUCAAGGAGUUGAAGAAGAGAGACUGCAACUUCUACGAGAUGCUAGUGGUGCCUUCCGGCCUGGAAUUCUCACUGCCUUAGUUGGUGUCAGUGGUGCUGGAAAGACCACUUUGAUGGAUGUCUUAGCAGGUCGAAAAACAGGUGGAUACAUCGAAGGAAGCAUAAAUAUUUCAGGUUACCCAAAAAAUCAGACAACAUUUGCUCGUGUCAGUGGUUACUGUGAACAAAAUGACAUUCAUUCACCAUAUGUUACUGUCUAUGAGUCUCUCCUCUACUCAGCCUGGCUACGUCUUGCCUCCGAUGUAAAGACAGAAACACGAAAGGCAAGUCACAGUAACAUAAAUCUGACUCCACUUUUGUACGAACUGUGUAUUAAAGUUUUGACUAACCUUGUUCCUCUCCAAGUGCAGAUGUUUGUAGAAGAAGUCAUGGAAUUGGUUGAGCUCAAACCGUUGAGGAAUGCUCUUGUUGGGCUUCCCGGGGUGGAUGGUCUUUCUACUGAACAGAGAAAGAGGUUGACCACUGCCGUUGAAUUAGUUGCAAAUCCAUCUAUCAUUUUUAUGGAUGAGCCAACAUCAGGACUUGAUGCAAGAGCUGCAGCAAUUGUCAUGCGUACUGUCAGGAAAACAGUGGAUACAGGAAGAACAGUCAUCUGCACGAUCCACCAGCCAAGCAUCGAUAUUUUUGAAGCUUUUGAUGAGCUACUUCUGAUGAAAAGAGGAGGACAAGUAAUAUAUGCUGGACCUCUUGGUCUUCGUUCUCACAAGCUGGUUGAGUAUUUUGAGACCAUACCAGGGGUUCCUAAAAUCAGAGAGAGCGAUAAUCCUGCUACAUGGAUGCUUGAUGUGAGCUCCUCUUCCAUGGAAACUCAACUUGUUGUCGAUUUUGCUGAAGUCUACACCAACUCCAAUCUUUAUCAGAGAAAUCAACUGCUAAUCAAGGAACUUAGCACACCAGCAACUUGCUCGAAAGAUCUCUACUUCCCCACUCAAUAUUCGCAAUCCUUCAUAACUCAAUGCAAGGCCUGUUUCUGGAAACAGCACUGGUCAUACUGGAGGAAUUCACAAUACAAUGCAAUUAGAUUCUUCAUGACGGUCAUCGUUGGAAUUCUAUUUGGUGUCAUCUUUUGGAAUAAAGGGAACCAAAUACGCAGACAACAAGACUUGCUUAAUCUGCUUGGAGCAACUUAUGCAGCUGUCAUGUUUCUAGGAGCCACAAAUGCUUCUGCAGUACAAUCUGUUGUGGCUAUUGAAAGAACAGUUUUCUACCGCGAAAGAGCUGCUGGAAUGUAUUCAGAGUUGCCCUAUGCAUUUGCUCAGGUGGCUAUAGAGACUAUAUAUGUUGCAAUACAGACCUUUGUUUAUUCUCUUAUCUUGUUUUCCAUGAUUGGAUACCAAUGGACAGCAGAAAAGUUCUUCUAUUUCUACUACUUCAUAUUCAUGUGCUUCACCUACUUCUCAAUGUAUGGCAUGAUGGUUGUUGCUUUAACACCUGGUUAUCAAAUUGCUGCCAUUGUCAUGUCCUUUUUCCUCAGCUUCUGGAACUUAUUCUCUGGUUUUCUUAUUCCUCGCCCGCUGAUUCCAGUGUGGUGGAGGUGGUACUACUGGGCUUCUCCAGUUGCUUGGACAAUAUAUGGGAUUUUCGCGUCCCAGGUGGGAGACAGAACCGAUGAACUUAAGCUCACUGGUGAAACUGAGAAAAUCCAAGUGAAUCAGUUCCUGAAAGAAUAUUUGGGCUAUGAUCAUGACUUUCUUGUAGUAGUGGUUUUUGCCCAUGUGGGUUGGGUUCUCCUCUUUUUCUUUGUUUUUGCUUAUGGAAUCAAGUUCCUAAACCACCAAAAAAGGUAGAAUGGGAGAAAUUUCUUUGCACCCCCUAAAGUUUCUCUUAGAUAAAUGAAACUGUACAGUGUUAUAGCUGUAACCUUGUUACAAAGGAGGAGAGUUUGCUUCUUAAGUUUCAUUAAACUAUGAUACGUGUUGCAUUCCUUAUAUUCCAUUUCCCCUAUUAGCUUUCUUUC